Dissoconium aciculare CBS 342.82 is the source of this 1126-nucleotide messenger RNA. RefSeq lists its product as uncharacterized. The transcript has a single exon. NCBI's taxonomy places the organism in Eukaryota, Fungi, Ascomycota, Dothideomycetes, Mycosphaerellales, Dissoconiaceae. Bases 336 to 902 code for a protein of 188 amino acids. The record is from RefSeq and is a predicted model, not a curated record.
GCAGAGCCUAUUGUAGUCCCUCCACCGCCAUCAGGUCCGCCACCUCUCCCAGCGCGGAACGACAAGCGACUCUCGUUCGUCCCGGCAGACCUCUCACCCGAGACGGCGACGCCUGCCGAUCGGAUGAGCAUCAUCAGCGCGUCGGCUUCGGCCUCGACGGCUGUAGCCAAGUGUCCCGUAUGUAACGUGUUCGAGGGCGACGAGGCUGCGGUGACACACCACGUUGCGAAGUCGCAUUUUGAUUGACGAGGCGAGAAUAUGGUGGGCUGGAGUCAGGCGCAUCCACGAACUCGCAACGACAGCAGAGAUGAUUUUAUGAAUGAGUAUGACUUUUAAUGUUUUGGGCGGCUUUGAUAUCCUUCCAUAUAGUUUCUAUCGCGGUCGAAACGAUUUCUUUCCACCUCUCAACACACAACUUUACCUUACCUAGGUGCCUAGCACGAACGUAUUCGACCUUUAUCGAUCUCGACAUGCACACCUGGGCAAUGUCUGAAUUUUCUACGCACACAAACAACACACCCUCUGAUCCGUCGCAGAUCUCCCGGUAUGAGGUCAUUCCAGAAUUGCACCACCUGCCCAGCCGCAACUUUGACGCUUUACAUAAUCGCUCAGGCUUUGAUGGCAAUCGCCAGGAGGGUCGACAAUUGCCACGUGCUGGCCACCCACCCGAUGUGCCUUCUCCUUUGUUCUCGGGCUCCCAAGAGCUCUCAUGGUCGGGCAAAACGGGCACACAGCUUCCAAGAUUUUCUUUUUGUUUGUUGAUGACACAGAGGGUCGAAUGCUUUGGUGGCGGCUUCUUCGGGGAGAAGAUUGUUGGGAGUGGUGGUGUCUAUAGCAAUAGAUGUCAGGCUGGUUCAGCGAUCGAUGUUGGAUGUUCCUUCCCUCGCUGCCUUCCUGCAUAGCGCGCGUGCAUCAUGAGGACAGCGUGAACCAUUGCAUUUUUUCUCGCGAAUGACAAAGCUCUGCCUGAUUAGUGGAAGGAGAAGAGAGCCAUUGGCCCGAUCAGAGACCAUCAUGCCCAUCGGCUGCGCUGUAGUGAAGGACACCCACUGGUGAGGAGGUUCAUGCCGUACAUACACAAAGGCUACAGUAUUUCGAUCGCAUCUCCGAUGUCCUGAGUUUUACA